Messenger RNA from Tigriopus californicus, 1577 nucleotides. RefSeq names its product pair-rule protein odd-paired-like. The record is from RefSeq and is a predicted model, not a curated record. Lineage: Eukaryota; Metazoa; Arthropoda; Copepoda; Harpacticoida; Harpacticidae. The transcript has 3 exons. Gene Ontology annotation, biological process: regulation of transcription by RNA polymerase II. The coding region runs from base 1 to 1008 and encodes 335 amino acids. Gene Ontology annotation, molecular function: RNA polymerase II cis-regulatory region sequence-specific DNA binding; DNA-binding transcription factor activity, RNA polymerase II-specific.
AUGAGUGCUAGUGUUGUUUCAUCCACCCCGACAGUUCUCACCACCAUCACAACUACAGCAUCGUCAUCAUCAUCAUCUCACACGCCCCCUUCACCAAGGGUGGCCACACCCUUGACUAGCACUUCGGGAGCUCGUCAGAAAACCCAUCGAUGUCCACACGUUGGUUGCUCAAAGGUUUAUGGAAAGUCAUCGCAUCUCAAAGCUCAUCAACGGACUCAUACAGGUGAAAGACCGUUCCCUUGUCAUUGGUCCACGUGUGGCAAGCGAUUCGCCCGAUCCGAUGAAUUGGCUAGACACAUCCGGACGCAUACGGGUGAAAAGAACUUUGGCUGCCCAGUAUGCGGGAAGAAGUUUAUGCGCUCAGAUCAUCUCAGCAAACACGCCAAGCGCCAUCCCAAUUUCAACCCAAAUGUCUUACGCCAACGACGGCCUCCGUCCUCGGGCUCCAGUAUCUCCAACCUGCUGCUGGCCAAUGGCCUGAUCUCCGAUCCCGCGAACGAAAACCUCAGCCUCACUCCAACAGCGGAGCAGUCCAAACCCCCAAUAUUUGGAGCCAUCAUGGACCGACUUCAACUGGGCAGCGAUCGUGCCUUCCUGGGAGAAUCGGAUGCCAAUAACAAUAACCACAGUCAUCAUCGCAUGCCGGCGAAAAAUCCGUCUGAAAUCAGCCCGGGAGAGAACCACAUGAUCAUUGAUGAAGACGAAGAGGAGGAAGAGGAAAUAGGAGAGGAGGAGGAGGAGGAGGAGCAGGAAGAAGAGGUGGAUCAUCCCCACCAACAUCAAAUUCACAUUUCCCACCAUCGCCACCGCCACAGCCACAGUCAUGGCCAUAUCCAUCAUCAUCCUCGUCAUCAUCAUCAUCGUCAUCAUGGUUUACUCACUCAGAUCACCCAUCCGUCCCCUCGUUGCCAUCGGAACAAAGCGGACUCAGUGAAUUCCAGCGAUGGUUCCUCGUCGUCGGAAAACCUGAAUUCCGAUAAGAUGUCGGACUCCGUUCCUUCGCCAUAAAUUUUAGCCACAACACGUAUUCGAUGAUGACUGUACGUAGUGUUCUAGCCCAUUCUCCUAGUUCUAGAGUGUGAUCCUCAUGUUGUUCGACACACCCAUCAGGGAUUCAUCUAUUGAAUUUGGUUGAAAAGGGGGACCAAUAUAACAUCUGGUGAAUGAUCAGUCGUGGUUAGUACCUAAAUGUAGUAUCUCAUUACAUGGACGACUGUAGUUUUAUCCCAUGAAGAGUAGUGAACUUUGGUGGGGAACUCAAUGGCAGAUUUAUUCUUCUAAGAACUACUAAGCUCUUCAUCUUUUUUAAAGACAAAGAGGGUUUGAUCAAGCUUAAAAACAUUUGCCUAGAGUUUAGUGUAUCCCUUCCCAUAAAGCUAUAACUUGGUACCUCUCGAGUCCCAAUUCGUUAUACGUUGAAAUUUUAGAAAUAAUUUGGUGUUAUCCAAAGUGCAAAGAAAGUCUAACGUUUCUCACACCUUAAGGGCCCUUUCAGUACCCAAAUGUGAAUUAUAAGUAUUGUUUUCGUUGUACGAAAACUGAUAUAUCAUGCGAAGAAAAUAUAUCAUAUCACAUUG